AUGGUGCUGCCCACCUGCCCCAUGGCGGAGUUCGCGCUGCCACGGCACAGUGCGGUCAUGGAGCGCCUCCGCCGGCGCAUCGAGCUGUGCCGGCGCCACCACAGCACCUGCGAGGCUCGUUACGAGGCUGUAUCGCCUGAGCGCCUGGAGCUCGAGCGCCAGCACACCUUCGCCCUGCACCAGCGCUGUAUCCAGGCCAAGGCUAAGCGCGCUGGCAAGCACCGGCAGCCGCCCGCCCCGGCCGCAGCCCCGCCUCCGGCCCCGCGCCUCGACGCUGCCGACGGCCCCGAGCACGGCCGCCCCGUCGCGCAUCUCCACGACACAGUAAAGAGGAGUCUCGAUAAUACCUCCUCCCCACAGAAUGGCGAUCAGCAGAAUGGCUAUGGAGACCUCUUUUCUGGGCAUAAGAAGACCCGCCGGGAGGCUUCCCUGGGAGUAACUGUCUCUUCAAAUGGCCUGCCUCCAGCCUCCCCCCUCAGUCAGCCUGAUGAGCCUGGUGCAGAGGCCCUGCAGGCCAACGGGAAGCACUCACUAGGCUUAGACUCCAUGAACAAGAAGUGUCUGGCAGACUCAGGCCUCCACCUGAAUGGAGGCAGCAACCCUGGUGAAUCAUUUCCUCUGAGCCUGAAUAAAGAGCUGAAGCAGGAGCCUGUCGAUGAUUUGCCUUGCAUGAUCACAGGGACUGGAGGCUCCAUAUCGCAAAGCAACCUCAUGCCUGACCUCAACCUUAACGAGCAGGAGUGGAAGGAGCUCAUCGAGGAGCUGAACAGGUCAGUGCCCGAUGAAGACAUGAAGGAUCUGUUUACUGAGGACUUUGAAGAGAAGAAGGACCCAGAAUCUUCUGGUUCUGCCACACAGCCCCCCUUGGCACAGGACAUUAAUAUUAAGACAGAAUUUUCUCCAGCAGCCUUUGAACAAGAACAGUUAAGCUCUCCACAAGUGAGGGCUGGGUCUGUAGGACAUACCUUUAUGGGACCUUCAUCUGGGCCUGUGAGCACAGAUUCACCCAGCCUAGGGGGUUCUCAGCCUCUGUUCCACACCUCUGGUCAGCCCAGGACAGAAAAUCCCAGUCCCAACCUGAUGCUGGCAUCAGCCCAGGCCCAAAAUGCACAAAGAGCCAUCUCCAGUGUGAUGUUGCCUAGCCAGGGUCCAGGAGGUGCCUCAGAGCUGUCCUCUGCCCACCAGCUCCAGCAGAUCGCCGCCAAGCAGAAACGUGAGCAGAUGCUCCAGAAUUCACAGCAGGCUGCCCCAGCACCAGCUCCAGGCCAGAUGUCUACAUGGCAACAGACAGGCCCCUCCCACAGUCCCUUAAAUGUUCCUUAUACCAUGGAGAAGCCAGCCAGCCCUCCUGGCUAUAAGCAAGACUUCACCAACUCCAAACUGCUCAUGAUGCCCAGUGUGAACAAGAGCUCCCCUCGUCCUGGAGGCCCCUACCUUCAGCCCAGCCAUGUAAACCUGCUGAGUCACCAGCCACCAAGUAACUUGAGUCAGAAUGCCAUGACUAACCAAGGGUCAAUGCUGGACUAUGGCAACACCAAGCCUCUUUCUCAUUACAAAGCAGACUGUGGGCAAGGUGGCCCUGGGGCUGGCCAGAGCAAGACAGCCCUGAUGGCUUAUCUUCCCCAGCAGCUGCCUCAUCUGAGCAAUGAGCAGAACUCCUUGUUUCUGAUGAAACCAAAACCAGGAAAUAUGCCUUUCCGAUCUCUGGUUCCACCUACUCAGGAGCAGAACCCUCCCAACGUCCCUGUGCCAGCCCAGGCCUCCAGUGUGGGGACCCAACCAUCCACUGCAUCGGUGGCCAGCACUCACAACAGCACACCCUAUCUCAGUGGCCAGCAGCAGGCAGCUGUAAUGAAGCAGCAUCAGUUGCUUUUGGAUCAACAGAAACAGAGGGAACAGCAGCAAAAGCAUUUGCAGCAACAGCAGUUCUUGCAAAGACAGCAACAUCUUCUGGCAGAGCAGGAGAAGCAGCAGUUUCAGCGCCAUCUGACUCGCCCACCACCCCAGUACCAAGACCCAACACAGAACACAUUCCCACAGCAAGUUGGACAGUUCACUGGGUCUUCUGCUGUUGUACCUGGUAUGAACAACUUGGGUCCAUCUAACUCCAGCUGUCCUCGGGUAUUCCCUCAGGCCGGGAGUCUGAUGCCAAUGGGCCCUGGACACACUUCAAUUUCCUCUCUCUCAAACUCAGGCCAGCAGGACCAGGGUGUGGUUCAGUUCACUGGCUCCCAGAGCAUGCCGCAGGGUAACCUCUAUGGCAUGGCCUCCAGCAUAACCCAGAUAGUUGCCCAGCCCCCACCACAGGCCACCAACGGACAUGCCCACAUUCCAAGGCAGACCAGCAUGGGCCAGAACACCUCAGUCUCAGCUGCCUAUGGACAGAACUCUCUGGGGAGCUCUGGCCUCUCCCAACAGCACAAUAAGGGGACUCUGAACUCUGGUUUAAGUAAGCCACAGGUCCCAAGGGUGUCGGCGACCAUGGGAGGCCAGAAUCCCUCCUGGCAACAUCAGGGAAUGCCGAACCUGAGUAGCCAGACCCCAGGGAGCAACACUGUCAGCCCAUUCACUGCAGCCUCCAGUUUCCACAUGCAGCAGGCCCACCUGAAAAUGUCCAACCCGCAGUUCUCCCAGAUGAUACCCAGUAGGCCCAUGGCCCCCAUGAGCUCAGCAGCUGCAGCAGGGCCCAUGUUGCCUCCCGUGAGUGCGCAGCAGAGGACUAGUGCCCCUGCCCCAGCACCUCCCCAGGGAGCUCCACAACAGGGCUUGCCAGGCCUGAGCCCUGGUGGGCCUGAGCUGGGGGCCUUUAGCCAGAGCCCUGCCCCACCCAUGGGUGGCCAGGCAGGGUUACACUGCACCCAAGCCUACCCUGUGCGGACUUCAGGCCAGGAGCUUCCCUUUGCCUAUAGUGGGCAGCCAGGUGGCAGCGGGCUGACCAGCAUGGCUGGGGACACCGAUCUGAUCGACUCCCUGUUGAAGAACAGGACUUCGGAAGAGUGGAUGAAUGAUUUGGACGACCUUUUGGGGCCUCAGUAAUGGGAGGAUUUGUGGUGUUUUCAGUGUUCGUACAUCCUGUAUUUUUGUUCUUAUAUUCAACAAUGAGCAACUAUUUGGACCAAAAGCCUACAGCCUGGGGUGCUGGGUGGAUAGAGCAGUCUGAGGCUGAGGUCCCACCUGGCCAAGAUCUGCAGAUCCCUCUGCUCCAACCCAAUAGUUGUGGUCUGUUGGGCAGGCCCCAGACCCUCUGCUGGCAUCAUUACCUGGUGUUGGGAAAGCAUGACAGGGUUCUACAGGUGGUUUUCUAUCCAAAUGACCAAAAAACCAACAGUGAAACCCCACAACAUCAAGCUUAUAAAAAUCUGUGCCAAGUUGACUUAAUCCAAGAUUUCUCCACUUGCCCCAAUGUUGGGGACAGGUUUUUGAAACUUUAUACAGCAGAACUAUUUACAAUUUGUACAAUAGAAAAGAAAAAAAUUUUAAAAGGUUUUAAAACUGUAGGUGGUGGUUUAAGUUGAUUAAGUGGCAUUGGAAACCUAGGGCUUCCUUUUAAGAGCCUUUUUUAUUCUUGCUCUUUUGUCAGCUUUCAGGGGACAGGGAGCAUCACUGGAAAAUCAUUCGUAAGUAAAGUCUGUGACUGCAUGUGCCAAAAAGGCACAGAAUGCUGUGAGGUGGCAGAGCUAGUGACAAAGGUGCAGUCUUUUUAGCAGCCCCUCCUUCCAGAAUGCUGUUCUUCCAGGUUGGCAUUUCUGAAGACCCUGGUGGAGGAAUCCCUUUCUCUCAUGCGCUGGUAGCAGGACCCAGGCUAAAUGCCCAAAUGGGAUGUUUGGGAGUCCUAUGUCCCCUUUUGUUGUAACUUCCCGCCUUUUGCAGUUAUUUUCUCUAACAACAUGUAUUUAACAUAUUAGAAGGUGAUCAUUGUUGAGUUGUGCACAGAUGUUUUUCCUUCACCCCAUCUUCCCUUUCCAUGACCUUUUUUUCUACUUCCCCUUUUCUCUCUCUCCAGCCCAACUAGAAAACCUCUUCAAGGCAAUGAUUUACUAGAUGGGAGGGGAAAAGAAAGAGUCAUUGAAAUUCCUUAGGGAGACCUAGCAUUGCUGGGAGGACAAGUAUCCCUCCCAGAAAGGAAAGCUUUGGGGAAGGAGAAUAAGGUGUGCCCUAUUUGGCAGGGAGGCACAGGCACAGGCCAGGUCAGAGAAAGGAAUUCCACUUUGUUUUUACUCUUGCCACUCCCAUGUCAGAUGACUUGCACUUUUAAAGAGAAUUGCUUUAUAACACUAAUACAUCCUUUCUAAAGAUUCAAGUGGAUUUCUCUUUUAAGGUCUAUGAAUUAAUGGACUUAACUAAGCUAAGAGUUCACAAAACCUGUGGGCUGUUUGUGGAAAAUGAAGGUGGAGAGAGCACUUUGGUAUAAAGAAAGCAAAAUGAUAAGCACAGGGCAAGACCCUUUCACACAGUAUUGGAGAGAAAAUGAUACACUGAAAAGAGGGGCUGUAUGCAGAGUGGUCUCUGGAGAAACUGCAACUCCAUUUCCCUGGAGUCUCAAAACAAUUCAAAGAAUAUCAUAUGUAAAGAAUUGAGCCAAGGAAAAUAUUCAUGUGACCAGCCUGAGUGGCUUUGAUGGAGGGUUGUACACACAUUGGUAAUGAUUUGCACCAGCAGUGCCUUCAUGGGGGUUCUUGGAUCCUCAGAUCCUCUUCUCUAAUAGCCAUUUGCCACCACAAAUGGUGGUGUUGGGCCAUUUCCCCUUUAACUGCCCUGCCUGCCUUUCCCUGAUGCUGAAUUUAGCUCUCAAAGAAGGGAAUGGAUGAGUCAUAGAGCUAGUGAAGUCUCCACCCUCUUGAGUUCCCCAAUCUGAUAGGGAAGAGGGUGACUUCAGCAGAUUUUCUACCAAAAAUAGUGGGCUGAAGGCUAAUUGUGGGCCCUUGUUCCUGUCUGAUCUCUCUCAGGCUGCUGCUCACCUCCGUUCCCAGGGCAUUCCACCUCCCCUCCUGGGGAGGGCUGCCACAGCCUUAGUCCUAGGGCCACCUAGAUAGACAGUAGGCUUCUCACUGCUGUAGUGUCAGAGCAAUAAAAUGUGAUGCUUGCGGG
Molecule: messenger RNA, 5088 nt
Organism: Molossus molossus (Pallas's mastiff bat)
Lineage: Eukaryota; Metazoa; Chordata; Mammalia; Chiroptera; Molossidae
Gene: MAML1
Product: mastermind like transcriptional coactivator 1
Exons: 5
Coding region: 1-3036 (1011 amino acids)
Biological process (GO): Notch signaling pathway; positive regulation of transcription of Notch receptor target
Cellular component (GO): nuclear speck; nucleoplasm
Molecular function (GO): transcription coactivator activity
Source: RefSeq, a predicted model, not a curated record